AACUGUAUAGUGACAAUAAAGGCAUUCUAUUCUAUUCUAUUCUAUACAGCAAGUUUUUAAUGGGCACAUCCCACAUACUCAACUCUGCUUCUCAACCCACAAAUGCACUUUCUUAAAAAUGUGGUACAUUGUUACAACAGUGACAUACUUGACCAAAUACAAAUUUCCCUACUUUUUAAACAAACUUUAUAUAUAACUACUAGAUAAAACACUUUUCAAUGUGAAUUAUUUACAUUAAGUCCAUAUUCUGGGACGUCAUUUAAACAAGUUUUGAUAAAAGUCUGCCAGAUGCAGUUAUUUCUCCUGGUCCCACAGAUUUUACUGUGGGGCCAAGCUUUUUUGACUAUGUGAUUAUUGUAUGCUGUUUUUAUUUCAGGGGUCAAGGUACUAGCUUUAUCACUGCAUGAGAUAUCCUUCAAAUUGGGCCAGAAUAUUUAGGCUAAAAGUGACAAAAGUAGUCAUAUUUCACAUUUAGCCACAUGUUUAUGAAAAAUGUUGAUUAUUAAGAACUAUUUGUUCUUCUCACAUAAACUGUUGGCUGCUCAAGAUGAACUUGGAUCCCACACCUGUCCCCUACCUGUAUCUAUCAAUGAUUAACAUCUUUAGUCAGACAGGAAGUGUUCGGGUCAACACGGAAAGGAUAGGAGAGGCCUGGAAGUCUUUCUACAUAAAACUACAGCUUCUGGAAGCCAUUAAAAAUGAGCUGUGGCUCUUCCUCAUCCCAGCCGGCCUGGCUGUCAUUUUACUUGGUUUGUUUCUGGAAGAGGUUGGCUUCUUCUUGCGCAAUAUUUCCUCAUUCAGACGUCGAUAUCUCUACCUUUGGAUAUUAGGAAUGUAUCCGGUGUUUGCCUUCAUGUCUCUGAUAGCGCUGUAUGUGCCCCGUUCCUCCUCUCUUUGUAACUUCAUUGCUUCUCUGUAUCACUCUAUCACCUUGUUGAAAUUCAUGGGACUGAUCACAGACUUCUUUGGAGGGAAAGUGCGUAUGCUGGCUACGUUGUCUGGACAGCAGGUAACUCCAGAUCCUUUUCCCUGCUGCUGCUGCUGCUGCCUCCCAAUGGUGACCAUCAACAGCGGCAGCCGGGCCUGGAUGAUGGCUGCUGUCCUGCAGCUCUCUGUGGUCCGCAGCAUCUUGUUCUUUGUGACUUUGGUGCUGUGGACAGAUGAACAGUAUGACUAUGGUGAUGUGGAUUCAGUUGACCCCAACUUGUAUGUGAACAGCAUCAUAGGUGUGUCAACUUUCGUGUCCUUUUAUGGCCACCUAUUGUUUUACAAAGCAACAAAGAGUGCGUUACAUGGCUAUGGACUGAGAGCCAAGUUCAUCUGUAUCAUCCUGGUGCUGGUCCUGUGUGGCCUGCAGAGUGGCAUCUUAGAGACUAUGGGGGCUCUGGAGGUUAUCCCCUGCACACCACCUUUUUCUGUCUUGGCCCGGUCUCAGUUGAUCUACCACUACAGUGUGAUUGUGGAGAUGUUUUGCAUUGGCCUGUAUGCCCGCCACACAUUCCGUAAGGUGGAGCCGAGUGAAAUGGAGACGGAGGAGCUGCUUGAUGUAUGGAGAAUGGAAAAGGCUGUCCAAACGGAAGAAAUUCAGGCGAUGCAUCACAAAGCCAGCGUGCUAUCAGAGGAGGCUCGGCCUGGUGGAUGUCUCAUCAACGCCUCCUAUAGUCCCAGUUACAACAGUGACAGCGAAGACAGCCUGUGCAGGAUAGAGCAUGCACCUCUGGAUGGUUUCCACUUUCCUCAGGCGAACGGUCAGCACUCAAAGAGUUCAGAGACAGUGGAGCCCAGGUGUGUGGAUGAGCCCGGCGUAGCUCUGACACACAUUACUGUCAGGGCUGAUGUAAAUGACCAGGAUUCGAAAGAUGUCACUGUGGUUUGACCAGUGGGAUAGAAAACUUCAUAAGAUUAAGCUUGACUGCUGAAGAUGCUAAAACUAGCCAGGAAAGGGCACUUUGAGCAAAAUAUACUGCUAAACACUUCAAUUAUACAUCAGAUCCUGAUGAGCAAAAUAUCCAAUUUAAACUUUGCUGAAGAAUGUAACAAGUGACAUAACAUCAGUCAGUGGAAACCGAAAUCAUUAAGCCCUUGAGGGCUGGAUUCAAGAUCAGGUGAAAAAUAAAAAAAAUAUUCCCUUAAUUUGAUGAUAUUUUGCAACAUAUUAUUGGAUAUUCACAGCAAAUAUUCCGACUAUUCUUUAAACAUUGCGCCUCACCCCAAACUGCUCUCAAAUGGUUAUGAAGUGCUAGUUUUACCUUACGCACACUUUGCACUGCCCUUCCUUUUGUUCUACACAUAACAUUUUGAUCAUUUUAGUCAUUUUUGGCUUUGCAUGCUUAUUCUGUUUCUGCAGUACUGUCUAAGCAUGAUACCAAGUAGUUUGCAGCUUUUUCCAAUUUCUUGAAUAAUGGUUACUGGCAAACAGUUCGUAGGUACAUUACCACCACACUGCAUUACUAAUGCAUAACAUCCUACCAGCCUAAACAGCCACAUCAACUAUUUACUUGAAGUUCAUGACUA
Molecule: messenger RNA, 2514 nt
Organism: Oreochromis niloticus (Nile tilapia)
Lineage: Eukaryota; Metazoa; Chordata; Actinopteri; Cichliformes; Cichlidae
Product: organic solute transporter subunit alpha
Exons: 7
Coding region: 548-1876 (442 amino acids)
Source: RefSeq, a predicted model, not a curated record